GCGUUCCCAACAGCAAUCAACCAUUCAGAGUCCUCUGCCGGGUUUACGGAUGCUGUAAUAUCUGCAGUAUCCGUGCCAUUCGACAACAGUUUCGACUGCCGCUCUCCCAAUCAACCUUCUGUUGUUCAACAUGAAGUGCAUCACACCAUUGGCCCAAAUUUUGCACCUUGAUAGCCAACAAGCCAAUGACCAUCAAGCUCCUAUCAACCGUAAUGGUUCAAUGUCGCCAUCAUACCUUGAGGAGGCGACCCGUUACUGAAACCAGCAACCUUUAUCAAACAAUCGUGGGUUACGAUGGAACAACCACAAUUACAAUCCGCGCAGCUCUCCACCAGAACUUUGCAAGGGUUGUUCUCGACCAUGACCCCUGGCCAACAACAGGAGAUCUACCGCACUGGACCCUUGAUUUUCACUGUAUGUUCAACAAAGGAUAAUGAAAUUUCUUCAUAUCUUCGCCACAAGCCACCAUGGGCUUGGUCUCGAUGAGGUUUCACGAGGCUCUUUACAUUUCUAAAAUGCCCGAAUGUUGUCGUGCAGCAGUGUAUAUCAGAGCACAAACUAGACCAAGUCCAUUGCCUCGAGGAAUGACGCCAAGGAUGAUAUGCGCACCUCAAUGGAUACACAACUGGGCAUCACGAAACAGAGACCAACCGCCGUGCACUUUGUUCGCUGUAUUACAUUACAUACUAUCUUACCCUGCUGUAUUGCGUCUUUCUCUCUCUCGAUUUAGAGGAAGUCCACAGCCCUGCCGUCUCCUGAAGUAGCGCUUGUGUCAGUUGAAGCGUUGAUGACCUGAAGGAGCCUUUCAGCGCUACGAGUCAAACCAGGCUGUGCGCUCAACGUCUUACCCCAGGUUCACCGGGAAUUGCAUUGCAGGGAGGGAGCGAGGUUGACAAUGGCCGGCCGCCUAUCGUGAUCAUCAACUAACACCAUCAUUCAGAGCCAUGCCUAGGGGAGGAAAGAAAACUUGGGACCUCGAUCUUAGGUGACAAAAAGAAUUGGUUAACUUAGCCCGAGCUUAGUGUACCCUUUGCUGAGUUUAUUUUGAUAUUCUAUAUCAAGGUCUGAUAUUUUCUUGCUCCUCGGGGAGCAUGCGUCGCUGAUCUCUUGAACUUCUCAGCAAAGCCAUUCCUCUUUCGAUCAUGCCUGCGUCUGGGGGCGGAUACGGCAAGGGGCUCGGAGCGAAUCAUUGUCUACCAUUGGUCUGCACUCCACCCAACUGCAUCCCCGUCCUGUUUCUGCCGCCUGACCACUUAUUCCAACCUCUUCGAAAACAACAAGGUCGCAUUGUCGUGUAUCACGCCCAUUUUGCUGCUCCUAGUUUGUACUGGUAGCGUCUGGCACUAGCGGGUCAAUACUGCCUCUGGGGUGCAUGUUGUCAAUGAUGGUUCCCUUCGAGGUAGGCUUGACAAGACGCCAGUACUAUUCCCCGGAUUCUUGUGGAAUACAAUGCCGGGGCCUGGUUGAAGAUAGCAAACAUGCAUAAUCUUUCAGUGGUACACUGCGUAUCCUGCAUUCUCUGAAACACGCCUGGUUGGGUCUUACUGUCAAGUCUUAUCUAACAACGUUUCGAGGCAGUUUUGACAUAUCUAUCCACCAAUCCGUUGUAUUGAAAACGCAAUCGAACGCAACAUGCUUAGAAUAUUGCCUCUUAAUCACCUGUCAAGAGAUAAUGGCUAUAUUGUUCGCCAAUCAACAAUUUUACUCGGCAUGUCGCGGCAAUUAUGCUACUUAGGUUUCAUUCGGGCUUUCACGACCACCUCAAUCAAGGUUUCUGCCAAUGGCUAUUAUCUCUAUGUACGAUGCUACAGCGACUUUGCUACCCGAAAGACCACGGUGCAUUUUGAGGAGCUGUGAAGAUUCAUGGCCGAAUCAAAAGUUCACACAACAGCGCUGAUCUCACGAUAUGUCCACAACGCAUGGACGAUCAAUCGCGGCGAUGACACUUGAAGAUAUACGGAAUAUUUAGUCCAAGUGUUGCAUACGUAUUAGUUAAUGGCCGAGGUAAAGGUACGGCCCCCACUCAAUGGAGUGAAUACCUAUCCAUUGUCCAGAUAACUCGGGUUGCAUCUGUCGUCACUUGAGCGCCCGCAGCUGCAUCAAACCAAGAUAUGGCGCAUACGAAGCAUUCAUCACACAAUCAAGUCUCCAUCGUACUUUUUGAUAAGAUAAACAGCCGAAGGGUCCCCCCACGAUUUCAUCAGCUCGUCCGAGAUUAGCAAUGUCUGUUGUUAGCUCGUCGGACAGAGCGACCAGAUUGGAAAUUGAUCCAUGGAUUUGUUCUUCGGACACGGUUCCAGCCGCCCAGCCCGCAGCCCACAGCCAGGUCAUGAACUCUAUUAACCAAACUUUCCGGUCUAGAACGGUGACCUUUCCUUAAUUGAGCACAGAAUUUUGUCGUCAGCCGUCGACGCCGAGAAUCAUCAAUUAUGAAAGGUUUUUGCCGUUGGCUUACUGCGUGACCUACUAGCCUACGCCGUACUCAUACAUGAUGGCAUCAGGAACCACAAGCAAUGCCCCAAAGCUAACGAACAGGGACGAGACUCGAGGCACUGGCCACGCGGGAACCAGGGAACUCGUUUAUCCGCUAACUCAAGAGGCUCAAUCAAGUUGUAAAAGUCCAUGUUCUUCGAUCUUUUAUUUAGGAGUUGAUCCGUAGUUCGUGUAUGGGCAAUCAACAAAAUUGCGGGAAGCCCGGUUCACCCUUGCAAUUCACCCAUCUGUGGGAGUCGGCACGCAGUUGCAACACAAUGGUUGCAGCGAAAGAUUGCUUUACCAAUCUCACAUCUCAGCAGCUGCCUCGUGUAAGCGAACCGCUGGGGAGAGAGCCAGCCUCAUGCGAAAGCCGCAUUCUUCUCGUCGAUUCGCUCAAAGCUGCAGGUCAGCAAUCCCAAAUGAGAUUAACGCACAGAAGCAGAAUCAAUAUAUUUCCGUGUUGGGGGUUUGUGGCGUUCGCUGUCAUCCCAAAUCGAGGAGCUGCGCAGCUUCAGCUGCAGUCCUGUCCAACCAUUCAAGACUCGUAGAGUCACAUCGAGCCCCAGUCCAGGAUGAGCACUUAUAAGUUUGGUGCAACACAUCACCAGAGCAGAUGAACCAUCUCAGCGGGAGGGUUCGAGCUGGUGCAAGGAUUCAGAACUCCUUGGGGGGGGGAUAUUCAAGAUUGGCGUGGUCUGGUGGUGCUGUUAAUGGUGGGCUAACCGAUCACCUCACCCUCCUACCAAACUGCCCAAGCUCUGGUAGGUGCUCGUGGUCUUGGUCUACCAGCCCCUAUUUCCAACGAAGUCCGUGCAAAGAGCAUUGGCGGGAUUUAAGUGAGACUUGGACAAAGGUCUAGCCAAGCCGCACACAGUCUGCACACAAUGAUGCUCACGAAGUGGAAGGACAAUUAAUUACAUUGCCGCUUUCCCUCGCUCGCUGCGCCAAGUUCAGCUGCGCUACGAGUACUCGAUCGACGAAAAAGAAACUACUAGCAGGUCGCCCGCCUGGGAUGACGCGAGCACCGUACAUAGAAGGCGGUAUCUUCAGGGGUCCGGGAGCUUUGACAAAAGGCUAGCAGGCUAUGUUGGUCGUAAACGCCAGCAAAGGAUUACUUUUCUUCGCCAGGGAAAGGUUUUCCCGACAAGCUGAAGAGUUGAGAGAUUGUACUUGCCGAUGCAUACCGGCUUGGGUCGGUCGCAGCAUCUGUUGAGUAGUAUAACCACUUUGUGCUGUACCAGGAAGCUCUGUGCCUUGCAGCAUCAACAGCGGAUAGGCUUCGGGUACAUCCUCCGAGUUUCUCAUGCAGGUCAACUUGAUGGGAACGUGAGAGGCAACCAACAAAACGGACACAGCCAGCAGCAUUCAGGAAUUGGGCGAUAAGACCCAAAAAGGCAUUCUCUGGGUGUGGCGUGGUCUGACAAGAGUGGUUGCCUCGUGCCCAAUGGCCAGAUUCAAGUUGAUAUGAAAAUUUUCUUGAAGCCGAAUUUUCAGUCCCCUGAGCCAUUAUCGCUAGGGAAUAGCACGGCGAAUCCCUUGCUCUCCACCAGAGCCUGACAGGAUCAGGUAUCCUAUGUGUAUCGUUAACCAUUCCUUGACAGUGCCAAGAGAUAUCCCCAGAGUUGAUUGUAGGUUGAAAGCGGGUGAAUCAGCUUAGGGCAUCAAGGCUCCUUGACAGGCACUGGGUCCUGGAUGACAAGAAUAGUCUGAACCUGGUCAGUGUGCCAAGUUGGGCAUGAUCUACAAAAGCCUAUCGCUACGUACCUUGCCGCCCGAGGUUAGAGGCUAAGCUAAAACUACUAGAGCACUGUUUAACGGCACACCUUUGACUGGCUGCGUAGGGCUCAAGGCUCGACAGAGGGGCUUUGUCCACUAGCCGUGGCUCCCCCGUGUGCAAUUUUUUACGUAUGGUUGCUUUUUUCUACGGGUGUCCCUUUUUGCAGUUUGGAGUUGCUUAGAGACUUGUCCAAGAAGGUGAAAGCGCUGUCUGGGAAUGCCAAGCUUCAUUUCAUUGAGACUGGGGACGGAGAAUGAGAUGACCAGAUCGGCCGAUUGCUUGCAUGACGACAUGGACUUUUCUUUCCCUCUGGUUUCUGUCUUCCCUGUUCUGUCGCUUUGUUGGGGCCCAGACUCGAGCAAGGGCCUGAAGCUCAGUCCUCGUGAGCUGAUGCCAUCGUGAGAUUGGGUUGUGCAAUGAGAUCAGAUUCCACUGGAGUGGAGUCCCAAAGCUUUUUUUUUUUUCUUUCAAUUAUUUGACUUUUCUUCGUUUUCGCCUUGGUUCUGUUUUUGACGAUGGCGAUAUUUUCCUUAACACUCUUUCGUCAUUUUUGCUUCAUUCUUUGUUUGAAGCCUUGUGGAUUAACUUAUAAGGACACUGUUAAGAUCGUUUGACACAACAACUCUUGAUCGAUCGUGACACAUAUUAACAAUCUGUCAUUCUCCUGGCACCAUCACCAGCACCAGCACGUUUCGAGAAAUGGCGCGGGUCGAGAUAUUUGGUUCCUUGCAGCAGCUGUCAUGUCACUCUGUCUAUCUGUGACUCUUUGAGGGGUGGAGUUUCUUCACUACGAGACGUGACCCUGACCUUGGACCUUGAUUUUAGCAGCCGCUCUCGCUCAGGUCCGAAGAAGCCGCCUGCUCCUCUCUUCCCGUAAGGGGUGUGUGUUUACAUGGGCUUUUGAUUGGCUCACAGGCCGCUUCAAGUGCCGUGUCAUUCGAAGAUUGGUUGCAUGGGCCAUCAAGAGCUUCAUGAUAUUGAUGGUCCCUGGCCGAACCAAGGAUACUCUCACUGAGACGAAGGAAAAGUUUUCAUCUCGUAGUUUGAUUGUCUUAUUUCCAAGUUUUGUUAUGAAAUCUGUAUCAGUAGACGUCCUUGCAGUACCAUGUGGUUCUUGGACUUUGCCCUGCUGACGUUAGCCCUAAAAGUUGAGUCAUGAGAAACAUCCAGAACGUCUGUCUCAGAGGGAGGGAGAAAUUCAACGGUUGUCUAAGAGCGAGCAUUCCACUCAUUCUGUCUAUCUGUGACAUUCUGGUAAUCAACAAAGGUCGCCAAGGUCACAUCGCUGAAGGAUUUACAUUCGACCCCUGACAUAACAGAGCAGAAUGGUAACAUUCAUGCCCUCGCUUCGGCGGCAGGUAAAGCAAGGACAGAAGACUCCGAGUCCGAACUCCUGCUCCUACUCCUAGCACGACAUACAAAAGUCUGGGGUUAAGGUCAGGCCUGCACGCUGCAGUGAGCCGCAUGCUUUGCUCGUUGACGUCGUUCCUUGACUGAGAGUCUCGAGUUUGGUCAGUAGCUCUAGUCAACUCAAGCGAGACGAAAUUGACUGUCCUGGUAAACUCGCCAAGGACUUGACCUAUCAUUUACAAAACCUCCGUACCGUUGACCCUCGCUUGCAGAACAUCCCUUGCGUCGGAGUUGAAGUUCUCAACGCCGACACGUUUUUCAGAGACAUUCUCAAGCAGGGACCACAUGGUGUCUCCAGUAUUCAACAACGGUUCUGCAAUGUUUUCCUUUCUUUUUAAUUGCUUCCUCGCCUCCCUCGACGUCUUUGGUGUUGGACUGGCCUGGAGCGUUGCAUCGUGCCUUGUCUUUGCCUGUUUGCUGACUAGGCAGAUCUGACAUAUCACAUUCAACGUGCGUUCCCCGCAUUCUUUGUGUCUCUUACGACAAGGGUUGUUAAUCUUCGGCUGGAGCAAAUUUGCAUGAUGAGCAGGAGGGAGCUUGUCAGCGUCAGGGCCCGUGGUGCCACGCUGCCAUCUACUGCAGGUUCUGCUGCAACGAGCAAGGAUGUGUGCUCUUCUGGCCAUUGCUGUACAGUUACGUAGGUACAGGCACAGUGGCCUAGUUACACCCUCAACUCCUUCAAGCGAAAGGGUCUUGUUCAAGGGGGAGGGAAAGAAAACGGGAUUGGAUAUUGGCAUAUUGGCCACCCAAUCUCUUGACAAACAAAAACAUCUUUACGUCGCAGGGCAUACAAUUCAUAUUACCGGGCUCCCAGGCUGUUAAGUCUGUGCGAUGCCAGGCCAGGCCAGGACAGGACAGGUGCCUCCUGAAGCCCCCAAUCCCAAGGCCUGGGGCAAAACACAAAAUGGCAAAUUUCUACAGCAUCAAGUUGCUGCAGCUGCUUGUUUUUGGACAGAAAAGUAAGCUCGCCUUCGUGGCUUAUCAGGGAGGGGGGCUUGGGGUUGCCGUGUAAUCCCCGUUCCUGCGCUGAGUGGUCACCGGGGGCCAUGGGGUUACACUUUGAGUCUGGGCCGUCAUGAAGCAUUGCAUCUGCAUUUCAAUGAGAAGAAGGAGAGGAGCAUAAUCGACAGGCCUGCGUCGGGACCAUCGAAGAUCCGCUUCGGCCGCCCUCGCUUGGAGUGCUGGCGGCUUAAACGGGAGAGACACAGACUUUUUGUUGUACUGUACGUACAGUACAAUAUGUACGAAAAGCCAGUCCAAGUAAGAACUUGACUUCAGGUUGUACAACAACCAUGAGCUUUUACUCGUUCCAGGGAGGGACAGAAACAGGCGUGUGGCAAGACUCAGGCAGCCUCAACUCAAUGAUUGAUUGCGAGGGGGCGAGUCCAAGUUUGCAUAUCGUUGCGUUUCAUCGCAGCUGACCGGUUUCUCUCGUCUAUCAGAGAAGUUUUCUUUUUUCUUUAUGGUGUUGUCCGUCUUGAGAUUACCCCCAUUUGCUAUGCAGCUCUGCCAGCUGAGAUCGCCACAAGGUCGCAUUGUAUUGUACGCAACAAUUUUUAAAGCUAGCCAAUCACGUCUGAGCAACCCCAGACUUGUGCUGCGCCGCUAGACGUGGGGAACUCCAACGUUUGUUCAAGUGUUGGAGAGAGGGAGAGGGAGAGAAAGUAGGAGAAGGGCGCUGAAAAGUGACAAAAGAGACUGGUCGUGUUGCUGUGCAUGAGAUGAACUGCGGGGCGCUUGCGUGCCGUCCUGUAGCUGUGUCUCUAGCUGCAGAGUUGCGGCUGGCUACAGUACGAGAGGAAAUGCUGGAUGGCCAUUGUCCAACGCCAUUCUCGAGUUUACCUGUCAUAUUGUUCGGCCUUUGACCCCUACUAUGAGUGGUAUGAUGCUUAACCAGAAGAGGCCGUCACGGCGUGUCAUGUUACACCAACAGAGCUUCAGUCUUGGCUGACCCCUCUCGCUCUCUCACUUGUCGCAGACGACACUGCACUCUCGCUAGACGCUGAACCCCGUCGCUCUCAACCUCGCUUGGUGGUUUGACUAAUUACCCCGGAUUUCUCCAGGCUUGGACUCGGCUUCGUCGGUGGCUUCAUAAAAGCCAGCGGCUACACCGUGAAAAGGAUGACAAACCUUUUAUCGUUUUGCGUUGGACAGGUUCUCCAUUCUUUGUUCAUUACAGCAAGCGCUCGCACUAGAGAGGGUAAGAUUGUUACAGUACCAUGGUCAUGGAACACAAACCUCCCCGAGCCGCACCUUUGGUGCCCCGUUAGUUAAAGGUCUGUAUUCAACACCAGCCACCAACUAGCAAACACGAUGCUUCUGUGUGUGUGUGUGUUGGUGGCAGUGUUGUCAUAGAUCCGAUGGCUUGGGCCAGGCUCUCUGACGACAUUUUCUUUUGAGGCUCCUAUACAUUAUGGGAUCGUCUUGCAUGAAAGAGAUUAUUACCAGCCAUGUCUAUGCACGUUUGCAUGCUGGCUUGUCUAGUCGAAACGCAGCUAUCUCUGGUCCGUAAGAUACAGCAGAUAGCUCAGCUCUGGUCAGAGUUAGCUUGGUGAUAGGGAAUAUUGAUGUUGAAUCAUUAUCGAUUACCAGGUCACACCCCCUCUCCCGUGACCUCGAUCAAUGUUGCUAUCUUCCACGUUUCCCGUUAGUUCAGUGUUUCUCGUGUGAUAACGACGAGUCUUGUCUAUUUGCAUUCUAGCGCACAAAUGCUAGGAGGGAAUACUGCACAGAACAAUUCUGCUGCAAUCAGAGAGGGGAAAUAUUGCGGAGGUGGCGCCUGAGUUGGAUGAUGUCUCGUUCUCGUGCCGUGCCAUGUGACGCACUUGAUAAGGUCGCAUUUCGAUUGGUGCUUCUGCAGGAACUUUGAGACCCUUGCGUUUUGGAAUGACAUGCUUCACAGAGAGACAGACAGGGAAAAGGGCGCGUCUGGACACAGUUAGACAGACAGUGAGGGGGACAUGGUGGGUGUGGUGACCUCUCACGGGACCAUGGUGAUGAUCUUUGAUGAGGGUCUGAAGCGUGGGGGGGAGUUACAGUAGGGAAAAUGUGAUCUACAAGACUAUGGUCUAGGGUAGUGAUAACGGGCAUGAUGCUACAUCCAUAUUGAAUCAGUCCAGCAACAUAUCAAUGAACCACUUGAUUCAGUGAAUAGUUGCAAGAUGGUGUAUAGCCAGAACUCCAGUAUGACUAGACCUGACUCGUUAUAAUGAGUUCUUUUUGUGAUAACGUGGUCAUUGUACAUUGCAUUCGUUUGACCACCUGGCAAAAUGCAAACCUCACCUCAUCACUAACUCUUAUCUCACUCAUUCGGUUAACUUCCACUCACAAUCCUGAUACAUCAUCAGAAACACCUCAACCACUCGCAGUGUGCUAUAUCGUGUCAUUUACCCAAAGCUACCCCUCCCAUCAUGCACUUACCCGUCAUUCUACUCGUUAGCAGUUUAGUGGUAUAUGUCCCCUGUGCCUAAAUCGAAUUGCUGAUGCUCCUACCCGAGACCUGCACCUUGAUACCGAUCAAGCGUCUGUAUGUAAACUCCCGCACAGAGACGGGUGCUUGCAUUACACCGAGACGGGCGACUACACAACGGGAUAUCAUAUGGUAUUUGUGUGGAUUUGGUGAUAAGUCAAAGCCAUUGUGAUUGAAGGACCCUGAUAGCAAGAACCUUGAUGUGAGGUCGAAAGGCAAAAUGAUCACUUUAAUGGAGACAGUCUAAGAAUAGGGAUAUUGGAUACCAUUAUUGUAGCCUAUGGCAGUUCCUGACCUGGCCGAGAGAUGGUCACCGAGCACAAGCUCACGUGUAGCCUCUGUCCUUGUUCCCCGACCCAGUUACUGCUCUUCACAUGAUGAGAAGAAACAUGGAAAUGGCGCGUAUUAUAAGUUGGAUCAGCGUUUUAGUUUCAAGGAAGGUAGUGCUUAUCCUGGUCAUGUUGUUCCUCAAUAUGGACCGGCUCGGGCUUCAGACAUGCCUGAAAAUCAAGUUAUUGUCUUUAUACUAAUCAUCAUGACAUGAAGUGCUUCUUUUCCUAUGGCAGGUAUACAUAUCCAGAGAGCUUGGGCCUAGACCCUGAAGUUGCAGUAAAUAUCAUGAGCUCUUAAGCCAGAUAUUGAUUAGACAACAUCACCGUGAACAGAAGGUUCUGUACCAGUUGUUUUAUUCUGCUAUCCGCAAAAGUAUAGUUCUGAUCUCGAUAUCAAACUCAAACUCGAAAAUGUCAGUCAGUCAAAAAGAAUGAAUAAGUUGUAUUCAUCUCGAGAUAUAACCCUGUCUCUUGUUGACCUAUGCACAAUACGUGCGAUCUAGAUCUCAAGAGCCAGCAUGGCACUUCCAUAUUCACAUCGUUGCUUUACCUGGUCGAUAUUGCUAACAUAAGCCACGAAUAUUACAAUAGUUGAUAUUGAUAUGCCUGCGAGCUAACCGUUAGUGAAUUAACCAAAAUCGUUAUUUUCCCAAGCUCCAUGGGCCUGGGCCUGACCGCAUCACGUCAACUGAAGAGAUACCAGUAAGUAAUGCACAGAUUGUAAGCUACCUUAUAUACAAGAAAACAUAAAGAAACACAUGGGACGUAUUGAUAAGGUAAAGGAAUUAUGGUCUCACAGCCAGGGCCGUGCCGAUCCAUUUGGUCUGGGAGGUGCCAGUCAAAGCCUAUGAGUUAUAACACACAGCUCAAGUUAUCUUGUCUCCACCAAACUUCUCGAUGUAUCAUAGGGAAAAGUGAGUGCAAUAGCCCUUUGUUUUGGCGUACGUUUCACCUCAAGAUUUAUUAGCAAGCUCGCUUAGCAAGACCAUGGAAAGUAUUUGCUCAAGUGUUGGCUUCUACCAUCCUGGCAGCUCGUAUUAGACAACCUCGACUUAGGCUAGCACCUUGGGACCAGUAUGAUACUGUUAAAGCUCAAGCGCCAUAAACCUUGUAAGCUAUAGCGACCUUCAUAGUCUCGAUAGUAUCCAGAACAUCAAGCUUCGUGAGGUUUACAAAGUUGCUGUAGUUGACAACUACAAGGUUGAGUCAUCCACAUCUGCGUCUUCCGCCGCUUGGAGUUCCCCAUUCCGAACCAAUAUCUUAGAGCAUAGUUUACAAGAUCCCCAGUAUCUUCUGUCGUGAAAGCCUCCCGGUCCGACACAGGCUUUGGUGGCCUUUACUGCUCCAAUGGUUGCUGUAAUGUUCUUAGAAUUCAAUGUGAGAGCGCAGAUUAUGCUGUCCAGCGUUAUAUGAGAUGGGAUUAUCAAUGGAGGCGAGCUAUAAUUGACGCUGAGCAUCAGAGCUUUCACCCCUUUGACAAUGAUGCUCUUAUUGCUCUCAUGGGCCGACUGCAUGAAUGAACGAACCAUUGACAGCAUCUUUUCCCCAGCUUCAAUCGUUAAAUCGGGGUACUUCCUAACCAGUGCCAUACUCGAAAAGGCCUUCAAGGCAUCUUAGGUAGCCGGACUCCAGACGGCCGAGCUUCUUCCCAGAUACUUCGGGUCGGGGUUAGAAACGGCAACCCGACGGACAGCCUCGGGCUGCAUGGAGGUCAGCAAAACUCCAGCAAGAUCCAAGCACGAAUAACUGCUUAACGCCGCGGCUUGUGCUCUAUAUACUUCAGAGUAUAUCACUAUUGGAGUUCCCCUUGAGUGGUCGAACGAGAGAGUAUCUUGACUCAUGGGUGCUCAAUAUGAUGCGCUACACACAAGGUGUCUCUGUUUUUGCUUCACAACCAUGGUACUGGAUCACUGUGAAGGAUCUUCCGAGAGAAAGUUUGAAUUUACAUAGGUUACCUAUCUCAUCUUAGAUACCUUAACCAACAGGUAGAUAGUACCUGAGCUCAACAAUGAAGCGUUCAGUAAUUGAUGAAGUAAGAACAGUGAUUGGCUGAGGAACAUUUAUGUAAAUUAGAAGAAUAC
This is a messenger RNA of Fusarium verticillioides 7600, 11544 nucleotides long. RefSeq lists its product as hypothetical. Bases 2667 to 3023 code for a protein of 118 amino acids. The record is from RefSeq and is a predicted model, not a curated record. The transcript has 2 exons. NCBI's taxonomy places the organism in Eukaryota, Fungi, Ascomycota, Sordariomycetes, Hypocreales, Nectriaceae.